AUGGCCGACGCCGGCAAGGCUGAUGCGAAACUGGAAGCAAAACCACAAGAGAAGAAGGCUUCCAAGCCAAGAAUCGACUGCCUUGACGGAUGCAGAUUUGCAUUAGUUUUUCCGAUCGUGAUCGCGCACUUCGCGAGGUUCGGCACCAACAACACGACAAUGUUGAAGCUCCUGACGCAGGAAAAUGUCUUGGUGGGCGGGUUUUUCGUCAUUUCCGGAUAUGUCAAUGCCUACACAUCGACCAAGCUUGGCGAGCGGAAGGCAGAGGAGAAGAAACUUGCCAACCCAGAGUUGUUUUUUUGGCAGAAGGUCAUGGCUUACUAUCCGCUCCACUUCGUGGUCUCAGCAAUUUUUGCACCCAUGUUCAUCCAAGUUGAAAGGUGGUACAACACCCCAUGGACAAUGACAGCAUUCCAUGCAUUUUUAAACUUCAGCAUGCUGCAGGCUUGGUUUCCGAAAGAGGCUGAAAUUUGGAAUCAGCCCACAUGGUUUCUGUCUGCACUUACCUUCUCCAACCUCACCAUGCCCACCUUUGUGCUCCCACAGGUAGCACAACUCUCAAAGUCUGGGCUGCGGAAGCUGUUUGCUGCUUUGACCGGCAUUUCACUUCUGCAGAAGGUUUCUUACUCGGAGACCUCCCGCUUCCACAGCAGCAAAGAGCACCCUGUUGAUGGAAAGGUUAUGUACCCAUUGAUCUGGAACCUGACGCGCUUCCAUCCCUUCUGGGCCCUCAUCGAGAUGACAAUGGGCGUUGCAGCUGUUCGCGACGUCAUGCUGGACACCGAGGAGGACAAAAAGAAGCCACCAACGAAUCCCAUUUGGCUCUUCUUGGCAUCUUUUGCCUCCUUGGGCUUGCGUCUGACUACUUUUGACUUCAAUGAUGCCAUCAUUCGUGGCGUGCUCUUUGUGCCCAUGUGGACGAAGUUUUUGACGCAGAUCCACAGGGAUUCCCUCUCAGCCAAUCCUGCGCCUAUCACGCGAUUUUUCAAAUCCAAGCCGAUGGCCACGCUGGGCUCGAUAGCCUUCCCGAUGUUCAUCCUGCAUGGUCCAAUCGGACAGAUCUUCUACAAGAAGAUACUCGCGAAAAAACUAUGGGGCGGACCAAUGUCAACGAGAUUCUUCCCGUGUUACUUGCUCAUUUGCUUGGCCUUGAGCCACCUCACCAACGAGUUUUUCGUCAAGAACAAGAAGGUGGGAGAAGUGUCCGGCAAGAUGGCAGUCACCCUGGGAGCAUUGACUGAGGGCAUGAACGACGAGCGUGACUCGUUGAUGCUCCGAAUACGCGCGUGCUUAAAGAAAGCAGAGAUAGGCUUGAUGAUGCAUGGCCGGGCAAGAGUCUGGCAGCUCGGAGAUCUGUGUCGCAAUGCCAAGCUCGCACAGAUGCUCUCCGCGGAGAGGACAAUGGAAAUUGUGACAUCCGAAGGGGUCUGGCCUGAUAGGAUAGUCGUCGAGGCAUAUCCAAGGAUCCUCGACAUGAGCACGGUGCCGCAAAAGAUCGAUGUGACCGGGCAGCAUGCUGACGCAAAGGCCAUGGCAAUGCCACCAGACUCGAAGCAGGAAGUCAAGCCGGUGAAGGUCUCGAAGCCUCGGAUUGACUGCAUUGACGGCUGCCGCUUUGCGCUGGUCUUCCCCAUCGUCAUUGCACACUUCGCCAGGUUUGGCACCAGCAAUCUGACGGCGCUGAAGCUGCUGACGCAGGAGAACGUACUCGUUGGAGGCUUCUUCGUCAUCUCAGGAUAUGUGUCUGCCUAUACCUCCACGAAGCUAGGCGAGCGGAAAGCAGAGGACAAGAAGCUGGCCAACCCAGAGCUCUUCUUCUGGCAGAGGGUCAUGGCCUACUACCCUCUGCACUUUGUGAUGUCAGCAAUCUUUGCUCCGAUGUUCAUUCAGGUGGAGAGGUGGUACAACACUCCCUGGACCACGACCGCCUUCCGUGCCUUCCUGAACUUCAGCAUGCUGCAGGCUUGGUUCCCCAAGGAAGCAGAGAUCUGGAAUCAGCCCACCUGGUUCUUGUCGGCCCUGACGUUCUCGAACCUCACCAUGCCGACGCUGGUGCUACCGCAGGUUGCGCAGCUGUCCAAGAAUGGUCUGCAGAAGCUGUUCGCAGCCUUGACGGGCAUCUCUCUCCUGCAGAAGGUAUCUUACUCGGAAACUGCUCGUUUCCAUAGCAGCAAGGAGCACCCAGUCAACGGACAGGCGAUGCAUCCAUUGAUCUGGAACUUGACCCGCUUCCAUCCUUUCUGGGCGCUGAUCGAGAUGACGAUGGGUAUUGUGGCAGCCAGGCAUGUGAUGCUGGACACAGAGGAAGACAAGAAGAAGAAGCCAACGAAUCCGCUGUGGCUUUUCCUGGCUGCCUACGCUUCGCUGGGGCUGCGGCUGACCAGCUUCGACUUCAAUGAUGCCAUUAUCAGAGGAGUGCUGUUUGUGCCGCUCUUCACAAAAUUCCUGACCCAAAUGCACCGGGACGCUUUGAGUGCUGAACCGGCCCCCAUCACGAAGUUCUUCGGUUCCAAGCCGAUGGUCACGCUUGGCUCAAUUGCCUUCCCCAUGUUCAUUCUGCAUGGACCCAUUGGGCAGAUCUUCUAUAAGAAGGUGCUGGCAAAGAAGCUGUGGGGCGGGCCCAUGUCGACAAGCUUCUUCCCGUUCUACCUUGCCAUCUGCGUCACUCUGAGCCAUCUCACGAACGAAUAUUUCGUGAAGAACAAGCAGGUGGGCGCCUUCGCUGGCAAGGUGGCCCAAAUUUUGGCGCGCUGGACUGAGGGCAUGCUGCGUGAUCGAGCAUAG
This is a messenger RNA of Symbiodinium sp. CCMP2592, 2784 nucleotides long. Lineage: Eukaryota; Dinophyceae; Suessiales; Symbiodiniaceae. The record is from the annotation of a GenBank genome assembly.